This is a messenger RNA of Aspergillus tubingensis, 1722 nucleotides long. RefSeq names its product putative bZIP transcription factor AP-1/Yap1 (gene yap1). Bases 1 to 1722 code for a protein of 573 amino acids. Gene Ontology annotation, molecular function: DNA-binding transcription activator activity, RNA polymerase II-specific; transcription cis-regulatory region binding. The record is from RefSeq and is a predicted model, not a curated record. Gene Ontology annotation, cellular component: RNA polymerase II transcription regulator complex. The transcript has 4 exons. NCBI's taxonomy places the organism in Eukaryota, Fungi, Ascomycota, Eurotiomycetes, Eurotiales, Aspergillaceae.
AUGGCCGACUACAAUUCCCUCUAUCAGCACGGUCUUUACCUGUCGCCAGAUCAGCAAGAUCUCCUCCUCGCUGCUCUCUCUUCCAACAAUCCGCCCGCAAAACAGCAAAAUAAUUCCCACCCCCCGGCUUCCAAGUCAGACCCCGAGUCUACCCCUGCAACCACAGGUAGUUACAAUAUGAGUCCUGCGUUCGACCCCUCUAACCCUCACUCGGGUGGCCUGGGUUAUGGCGAUGAUGAAAGUCCCUUCCUGGACUUCAACCCCGAACUGGAUUUUGACUUUCAAGGCUCCGAGAACUUGAUUGGUGAUCUUCCCGAGAGCCUGCCGCAAUCGGAGGAACCCGAGCCGGGAGAGAAGAGGAAGGACAUCGAUGGCGAUGCGGAUGAGAAUGAAGCUUCUGGCAAGAAGCGAAGAGAAAGCGAUGAAAAGGCGGCAAAGAAGCCAGGAAGGAAGCCCUUGACUUCCGAGCCAACCUCGAAGCGGAAGGCACAGAACCGGGCUGCGCAGCGAGCGUUCCGUGAACGCAAGGAGAAACACUUGAAGGAUCUGGAAACGAAGGUAGAUGAGCUGCAGAAGGCUUCUGACAACGCGAACCAGGAAAAUGGGUUGCUCCGUGCUCAAAUCGACCGCCUGCAAGUCGAAUUGAAAGAGUAUCGCAAGCGUCUCUCCUGGCUGACCACGGGAACUGGUGUCUCUGCCAUGAAUGCCAUCCCCGGAGCCUAUCCCAACAAGGGAUCGUAUGGCCUUCAGAACAAUGAUUUCAUGUUUGACUUCCCCAAAUUCGGGGAUCUUCCGGGCUCCCACAUUUUCAAUAACGGCCAAUUGUCCAAGGCGCAGCAGAGUGCUAAAGGAGAGCCAUCAACAGCAACGUCGCGUAAUGACUCCCGUGUGCCCGGUGUUGUGAGCCGUAACUCUCUGAGCAGUGCUCAGUCCAACGGUGCGCCCGCGGGCAGGACUCCCAGCUCCGUGUCCCACCAGGGUUCCACUCCUGCGUCCACGAGGAAGUCCACUCCGAAGGUGUCCUUAUACAACGGCACGGCUCAAUCCACCUCUACGCAUGAUUCCUCAACAACUGACUCGCCAUCCUCCUCGUCCGAUUCCCACCAGAGCCAGAGUCUUUCGUCCAACGGCACAUCCCCAGAACCCACUAUUAAUUCUCCUGCUACUAAGGCUCAUCACCACCACGGUGCUCAUGAUGGCUGCACUUAUACCACCAUCGAUGCCGUCCGGCAUAACAGCCAAAGCGCAUCAAAUACCCCUAAUCAGGAGGCUCCCCACGAGGAUGUUGCGGGUCUAGAUACGCUCGCUCAGCAGAACGGUGGCCAGUUCGAUCCCGUUCUCUUCGGAGACUGGCGUGAGCCUCAGGAUGCAAUCCUGUCUCAGGACUUUGGAACAUUCUUUGACGAUGCCUUCCCCCUGCCCGAUCUGGGAAGCCCUUCACACAACCUCACGGAAGCGGCCACCCAACAACCGCCGAAGAAAGACUUGAUCGCAGAGAUCGACAGCAAGUUGGAUGAAGAGGUUGUGCCUGGAGAAGAUAAGUCUCAGAUGCUGAGUUGCACGAAGAUAUGGGAUCGUCUGCAAUCCAUGGAGAGAUUCCGCAACGGAGAGCUCGAUGUCGAUCAUCUUUGCUCCGAACUACGCAUGAAGGCGCGGUGUUCGGAGGGCGGUGUGGUCGUCAACCAGCAAGAUGUUGACGACAUCAUGGGGCGGGCGAAAUAG